Messenger RNA from Strongylus vulgaris, 267 nucleotides. NCBI's taxonomy places the organism in Eukaryota, Metazoa, Nematoda, Chromadorea, Rhabditida, Strongylidae. The record is from the annotation of a GenBank genome assembly.
CUCAGUCAGACGAUGUCUAACGUAGUUCGAGCAGCUGGGCUAGUAGUUUUUCGACGACUUUCCAAUAAAAUAGAGUUUUUACUGCUGCAAGCUAGUUAUCCUCCUUACCAUUGGACACCACCCAAAGGACACGUUGAUCCUGGAGAGGAUGAAUGGGUGGCAGCAUUACGCGAGACAAAUGAGGAAGCCGGUUUGGUACAAGAUCAACUUAAGAUAUAUGAGGACUGUCACGAGACAUUAUGUUAUGAGGUGAACUUACUGUGUUAA